Molecule: messenger RNA, 2508 nt
Organism: Cheilinus undulatus (humphead wrasse)
Lineage: Eukaryota; Metazoa; Chordata; Actinopteri; Labriformes; Labridae
Product: adhesion G-protein coupled receptor G5-like
Exons: 14
Coding region: 1-1881 (626 amino acids)
Biological process (GO): adenylate cyclase-activating G protein-coupled receptor signaling pathway; cell surface receptor signaling pathway
Cellular component (GO): membrane
Molecular function (GO): G protein-coupled receptor activity
Source: RefSeq, a predicted model, not a curated record
AUGGAAAAACACCAGGCCAGGAUUGUGGAAAGGGCUCAGGUCGAUGUCAAGAGUCGAAAGCGUGCAAAGAUGCAAACCCGAGAAAGACACGGCGGUGAUGAAGGUGAUGAGGAUCAAGAUCAAGACUCUGUCCAAACUCAGAGUUCAGAUAAACAUCGGUGUCAAGGUCAGGAUGGAAAUCAAAGUGAUGGGGAUGAUCACAGUUCAGAAGAGGAGCAAAAUGAAGGUGCAGAUCAAGAAUUUAGAGAGGAUCAAAAGCAAAAAUCAGGUCAGGGCUGCGCUGAAGGUUCGUGUAAGAAUAAAACUAAAGGUUCAAGUCUGAACGGAAAUGAAGGUUUAGAUAGGGAACAAAAUGAAUCUCCAGUGAAAGGGAGAAAUCAUCCAGACAAGAAUGAGAAUCGUGAAAACCACUGCAAGAAAAACACAGCAGGGUCUUUGGAUGCCAGGUCCUGUCUGGAAGGGGUGAACAAUGCUUUGAACAGUGGAAACCACAAGGACACUAUCGAAGCCUUGGAGAGUUUUGAGCAGGCCCUGGAGGAGACUGAUGUGAAUGAGACGACAUCCAUGUCUUUGGGCAACUUGGUGGUUUACCUGCACAAACCCAAAGGUCCCUUUAAAGGACUGAAGAUUUAUGCCAAUGAACAUGAGGCAACAUCAGACAAAUCUGUCAACAACAGCAGAGUGAACGUUUGGCUGCCAACAGAGAUUAAUGUUGGAGCAAACAACACAAUCGUGUUCAGCAUGCUUACCUGGGCACGAACAAAUGAGAGCUCAGAUAUCAUUUAUGAGAACAGACUGGUCGGCCUGAGUGUUCGUGGGAAGAAUAUUUCAGGACUACGGGAGAGGGUCGAAAUCACAAUGAAGCUUACCACAGCCAUCAGCGAAACCCAAGAGCCUAGAUGUGUGUUCUUGGACUUUUCAACAAAGAAUUACAGCAGCCACGGCUGUGACACCCUGUUGAGGCCAGAUCAGAGUGCAAUCACCUGCUCCUGUGACCACCUCACAUACUUCGGUGUGCUGCUGGUAUCUGCUGACCUCUCACCAGAACACCUGGAGAUCCUGUCCUACAUCACUCUGAUUGGCUGCAGUCUGUCUCUACUCGUCCUCACCAUCGCUGUUCUGCUCUUCAUCGCUAACAGAAAACUCAGAGCAGACGUCUCCAUGAAGGUCCACAUCAACCUCGUAAUCGCUCUGAUCCUCCUCAACGCACACUUCCUCCCCAGCCAGGCGGUGGCAGCACUGUCCUCCUAUGGGCUUUGUCUGUACAUCGCCCUGGCUCUUCACUUCUCCCUGCUGUCAACGUUCAGCUGGAUGGCCCUGGAGGGCUUUCACCUCUACCUCCUGUUGGUCCGAGUCUUCAACAUCUACGUGAGGCGGUAUCUGCUCAAACUCAGCGUGUUUGGAUGGGGAGUCCCUACAGUCAUUGUGGUGCUGGUGGUCAUCAUAGACAGAGACUCGUAUGGUGUUUUUCCUCUGGACUCAUCAAACCCGAACAGCACUGAAAUAUGCUACAUCGUCAACGACACGGUGAAGAUGGUGACCACAGUGGGAGUGUUCAGCCUGGUGUUCCUCUUUAACCUGAUCAUGUUAGGAGUGACCAUCAGACAAGUCGUGAGUCUCUACAAGAGAAAACAGUCUGGACAUGCUGACAGAGCAAAGAGAGACAUUUGUACUCUGCUGGGAAUCACCGCUCUGCUCGGCAUCCCCUGGGGUCUGAUCUUCUUCUCUUUUGGGUACCUGACUGUUCCUGGACUCUACGCCUUCUGCAUCCUGAACUCACUGCAAGGUGUCUUCAUCUUCCUGUGGUUCGCCAUGUCUCUGAGAAAGAUUGGAAAAUCUGAUGUUCUGAUGAUCAGUAAAACUCAAAGCAGUCACGGCUAAUCCAGACUGAAACACCAGGAUUUAAGUGUUUGUACAUGUAUGUGUGUGAUGAUGGCAUUUUUCAGAAAAGAGAACUUUAAAAGAUUUUUUUUAAUAAUAACUGUUUUUGUAUUAUGGGACUGGGCAUUAUUGCUUUAGUCGCUCUUAAAAAUGUUUGAACUUGUGUUUUACCUCUCCACAAACUGUGAUUAAAUCAUCAUGUCAGAGAGAGCAGUGUAACAGGAAGUCCCUGCUGAAACUCCUAGUUUGUGUAUUAUUUUAAGUUUUUACCAGGCUCUUCAUCAUUAUAUGCCAAACUGGUACCAAAUGAAGAGCCAUUUCAGGCCCACAAUACCUAUCAAACACUCUGUCCACACUCUAAAGCAACCACCCUCCACUUGCAGCUACUGUACUAUAUCAGCUCUUAAUGACUGCUGUCUUGAUGCUAUAGUGCUCUCUAAUCCAACCACUGGCUGCAGUAGCAUUGAUAGCAUCUGGUAGGAACUACACAGUUUAGCACAUUUUUGAUCUAAAAAAAAAAUGCUAAAGUUGUCCAGAGGCUGUGCCAGGUUAUACUCACAUAUACCUACAGUACUAAGUGACGGUAUUCAGCUCAGGUAUGUGGACGUUAUCCUGCUAAAGAGAUUG